Phodopus roborovskii (desert hamster) is the source of this 3321-nucleotide messenger RNA. It is a transcript of the gene Dapp1, whose product is annotated as dual adaptor of phosphotyrosine and 3-phosphoinositides 1. Bases 129 to 971 code for a protein of 280 amino acids. The transcript is spliced from 9 exons. The record is from RefSeq and is a predicted model, not a curated record. Lineage: Eukaryota; Metazoa; Chordata; Mammalia; Rodentia; Cricetidae.
ACUUCCUAGCUUGUCAGAGCCUCAGUCCCAGGAGGCUCCUAUCUUACUGAGGAGCUGUGUCCAGCACUGGAGCCCAUCUCUCCCUACAGCACCCGGCGGGGAGUCUACAAUCAGCAGCGGAGGAACGAAUGGGCAGAGCAGAACUUGUAGGAGGGAACAUGAGUACCCAGGAUCCCUCAGAGGUGUGGGGGCGAUCGGAUGGAGGAGCAGAGCUGCUCCAGGACUUGGGGUGGUAUCACGGCAACCUCACACGGCAUGCGGCCGAGGCGCUUCUCCUCUCCAAUGGACAUGAUGGUAGCUAUCUGCUGAGGGACAGCAAUGAGCAGACUGGACUCUAUUCUCUCUCCGUGAGAGCCAAAGACUCUGUCAAACACUUUCACGUCGAAUAUACUGGGUACUCAUUUAAAUUUGGCUUCAAUGAAUAUUCAACUUUAAAGGAUUUUGUCAAGCAUUUUGCAAAUCAGCCUUUGAUCGGAAGCGAGACAGGGACUCUGAUUGUUUUGAAACAUCCCUAUCCAAGAAAAGUAGAAGAGCCAUCCAUUUAUGAAUCAGUCCGGGUGCACACAGCAAUGCAGACAGGAAGAACAGAAAAUGACCUUGUGCCCACUGCACCUUCUCUUGGCACCAAAGAAGGCUACCUCACCAAGCAGGGCGGCCUGGUAAAGACCUGGAAAACAAGAUGGUUCACAUUGCAAAGGAACGAACUGAAAUAUUUCAAAGACCAGAUGUCACCGGAACCAAUUCGCAUCCUGGACCUGACAGAGUGCUCAGCCGUGCAGUUUGAUUACUCACAGGAAAGAGUAAACUGUUUCUGCUUAGUGUUUCCAUUCAGGACAUUUUAUCUCUGUGCAAAGACAGGAGUGGAAGCCGAUGAAUGGAUCAAAAUACUGCGAUGGAAGUUGUCAAAAAUAAGAAAACAGCUGGACCAAGGAGAGGAUACUGUCCGAGCGCGGUCAUUCAUCUUCAAAUAGAACUUUCUUGGCUCAGGGGCAAGGUGGAAUGUUCCAGGUGCCCUUAUCUGUAGCAGGUUUCAGAGGAAAGGUCAUUAAGGAAUUUCCUCUAAAAACAAACACCAAGUAGACUGUGGUCAGGAGCUCUACACUGUUUGCUGAUUCACGGAAAACAGCUGGUGGGAACGGCCAUCUGCUCAAGAAUGCAGUAGCAGCCCCCGGCUGGUGAAAACUGCCUACCUUCUACCAGGUGGAGCGGCUCUCAGAACAGUGCCAGAUGAAGAAGAGCUUGUUGGCGCUCACAGUGGCUUAGGCUUGUUGACUUUGGUUGCUGGGCGUCCUGCCCCAAAUCUUGGGCCAGCAUGACUAAGCUUUAGAUGUGUUAUUAAACAGUAAGGAAACAGCAGUAUGCCAAGCCCAGACUGCUCUUUUAGGAAGCAAAUUAAGAUAAUAAACACCAAGGUCUUUCAAAGGAGGGGCUGCUUGUUUUGUUUAUAUACAAAAACCCCACAUAGGGCUGAAGAGAUGGCUCGGCCAUUAAAAGUACAUCUGCUUUUGCAGAGAACCUGAGUUCAAUUCCCAGGCCCCACAUCAGGUGGCUCACAAAGCCUUCUAACUCCAGCUUCAGAGGGCUCAGAAGCUGAUGACCUCCUUGGGGACCGGCACUCAGGCACACACACUCACACAUACGCACAUAAUGCAAUAAUAAUAAAUUAAUAUAGUUUCCAGCUGAAUGGUUGUGAUGCACGCCUUUGAUUCCAGCACUGGGGAAGCAGAGAAUCUUUGUGGGUUCAAGGCCAGCCUUCUACAGAGUGAAUUCCAGGACAGUCUCCCUACAUAGCUACUAAGAAAUCCUGUCUCAAAAAACCAAACACAAAAAAGUUCUCAAAACUAAAAUGAAAAAAUGAUGUUCAUCCUAUUUUAUUUUUCCUUCCAAAAGGCUUAGAAUAAGGCUGGUGAGAUUUACUAAGCAUCUUAAAGGCGUUUGCCAAGCAACAGUUGACAUGUGGGACUCCUCAAAACUCAUAGAAGAAUUGGAAGGAACCAACUCCAAAAAGUUGUUCUCUGGCCUCUACAUGUGCGUCAGCAUGUGUGCCCCACAUCAUACAUACAUCGUAUGUAAUCGAUUUUAAAAGCUCACAAGUCCAUUGGAUCCUUUACUGCUAAUGCUGAACUGUGAGAACUAGAUAGGGAGAAGUAAAUUAAUGUGCACUAAAGGGUGAGGAUGUUUUAAUCAGCACGAAAAUGCAUUUUGAGGAAGGGUGACAAGCUGUGGGUGACUUUUAGUUUAAUGGUUAUCAUUCCACAUGUAAUACACGUAUAAGCACUAAGUUAUCUUCAGCAGCCGUUUCUUCAAAUUGAUUGAGACUUCCCCAUAAAGGCUGUGCUCUGUGUCUUUGCAGCUGUAACAGAGUAACCCUGUGAAGCUCCCCAAGAUUAUCGAAGGCCACCUUCUGUGACAUAGCUGCUGUAAACUGGGGUGUGAGGGUUGAACUGGACCGAGGUGCUGGUGUUCAGGGUCAUAGGUUUUAACUCGUACUGUCGUUGUUGAUGUGGCUUUUAAUGACAGAAGUUAAAGGGACACAAAUGGCUGACGAGCCAGCAAGUGAUGCAGAGCUGAGGGAACUCUGUUCUUGCAGUAGGAAGAGGCAGUGGUUAGCACUUUCAUCAAUGUGACAAAGAUGCCUGAGCGAACAGGGAUAAUUGACUUUGCUUCACGGUUCUAGAUGUUUCAGCUCACUGUGGUUAGGGUGUGGCGUAACUGUUCAUGUCACAGCAGGCAGGAAGCAGAGUAAGGCGGUAACAGGACACAGAGGAGGGAAGAGAGACCCCAGGGACCUGUUCUGAGUGGCAUACUUCCAACCAGGGCCCAGCUUCAGCAUUCUGCCACAUCCCAGGAGUGUGUCCAAAUUCUGAUCCAUUUGGAUGAAAUGAGUGGACCGGAAUGCCUUCAAGGACAUACCCACAAGGUAUUUCCUGGUAUUCCUCAAGCUGCCAUCGAGAUUCAUUCAUAGUACUUUGUUAAAUAUUUGUCUCUGUUGUUUAAACAGCUAAGACACAGAAACUGUUUUUCCAGGAGGGGUUUUGGAGUUGGGUUGUGGAUCAGUGGGAAGAAUACUUACUUAUCUGACUGCAAGGGGAACAUUUAUUAUGUUUGUGUUGUGCAGAAUAAACGAAGGUCAAGAUAAAAUGUAUUUGUCAAGUUUGCAAAAUAAGGAGUAACAAUGGCCCUUCCUUGAGAUGUAUGGUUUUGUUUCCUUGCAAACCACCUUUCUUUAUGUGUUAAAUACUCUUUUUUGCCGUCUGUAAAAUAUGUUUAUUUAUAUCCUUUGGUUCUAUUUACUAAUAAAAAGCGCAUGAUUUUGUUGUA